This is a messenger RNA of Nannizzia gypsea CBS 118893, 2064 nucleotides long. RefSeq lists its product as hypothetical. Gene Ontology annotation, cellular component: U4/U6 x U5 tri-snRNP complex. Gene Ontology annotation, biological process: maturation of 5S rRNA; mRNA cis splicing, via spliceosome. The record is from RefSeq and is a predicted model, not a curated record. The transcript has a single exon. The coding region runs from base 1 to 2064 and encodes 687 amino acids. Lineage: Eukaryota; Fungi; Ascomycota; Eurotiomycetes; Onygenales; Arthrodermataceae.
AUGGCGGACGCACUCUCCAUCGAACAAAACAACAAGAUCCGAGUUGCGCUCGGGCUCGCGCCGCUCCCUGUUCCCGGCGCAGCCAACGAUGGCCCGGCCUUCAAGUCCGGGGAUGGCGAUGAAUCCGCGUCGUCUGACGGUGAGGAGCCAGCGAGCACGCUAGAGACCCGAGCAGCACAGGGCUACGAUAACUGGAAGGCUAUCCAGGAUGAACGAGAGGCACAUCAAAAGCGAGAGGCGAGAAAAGAUGCUAUUCGACGAGCUCGAGAGAACGCGCAGCGGAUGGCAAAGCUGGAGGGCAAGGGACUCGGCGAAGGUGGUGAAGAUGCAGAGCUGGAUACACGAUCAUGGCUGAUGCAGCAUAAGAAGAAACAAAAGAGGAUAGAAAAGGACCGUGCCAAAAGACUUGCUGAGGAGCUUGCAGAGCGAGAACAGCAGAUGGCGGAAUAUACCUCAAAAGACCUGGCUGGAGUACGAGUUGCACAUGAAAUCGGCGAUUUUGACGAGUUUGACGAGACUGGAGAGAAGGUUCUUACACUCAAGGAUACGACUAUUGAUGAGGAUGAGGAGGAAGGGGCCGAGUUGGAGAAUAUCCAGAUGCGAGAAGGUGAAAAGACGAAGGAAAGGCUGGCGCUGAAGAAGAAGCGGGUAGCGUAUGACCCUAACGAUAUGGAUGGGAGCGGCGCAAUUCUAUCACAGUACGAUGAAGAGAUUGAUGGGAAGAAGAGGAAACAUUUUACUCUUGCGUCCGGGGAUCUUACACCACAGGCCAGGGAGGCCAAACGGCAAGAUGUGUCCUCAAAGCUAAAGAUGGAGUCCGUGAAGCUAGACGGGCUGCUGGAGAAGGAAGUUGCUGCAUCAGAUUACAUGGAUGCUUCAGAGAUAAAAGUGAAGAAACCCAAGAAAAAGAAAGCCAAGAGCACCAGGAGGCGGCAUGCUGAGGAGGACGAGGAUAUAUCAACACCUGCAGCUGCAACAGAUACCAAUGGCGACCACAUGGAGAUGGAUGGGGGAGAGUCGGAGAAGCCGAGUGCUGGGCCCGCUGUACCGGCUAAACGGCCGCAGGAGGAUAUAUCAUUUGUGGAUGAUGAUGAUCUGCAAGCGUCCCUGGCCGCGCAACGGAGAGCAGCCUUCAAGAAGAGAAAGAAAUUACGCCCAGAAGACCUGGCCCGGCAGCUCAGGGAAGAGUCCGAACAAGCACAAACCGCAAUGGACGUUGAUGGAGCUGAUGGAGAUGAGGGUGGCCUGAUCCUGAACGAGACUUCAGAGUUUGUAGCCAACCUACAACGGCCGACGCUACUUGAACGUGCUCGAUCUGCCUCGCAUGAACCCACGGCUGCUGCUGCUGCUGAAACCCCAGCACUACAACCCACAGUAGAAGAAGAGACGUCCGAUGUGGAGAUGGAGCCGGACUAUACCGUGGUCGAACAGGAAGAGACCGAGCGACAGUCAGCAGAACCACAGGCGGACAUAACGGCCACCGGUCUAGAGGAAGAAUCAACCCUCGACCAAGGCCUGGGCGCAACACUAGCGAUGCUCAAACAGCGCGGUCUCGUAAUGGCAGGCGAACAAGACGGCCAUUCGAUCAACUCCCUGCACCGUGACCGCCAACGCUUCCUGGCUGAAAAACGUCGCCGUGAAGCCGAAGCAGAACGCCUUGCUAGAGCCCAGCGAGAACGGGACCGAGCAUCAGGUAAGCUUGACCGCAUGUCUGCCCGAGACCGUGAAGAGUAUGCUCGCUGGGAGAACAAGCAGCGUGACCAGCUUGAGUCUCGGGCGAUGGCGGACGUGUUCAACCGCGAGUACAAGCCCGAUGUGCAGCUGAAGUAUGUUGAUGAAUUCGGCCGACGCAUGAACCAGAAAGAGGCGUUUAAGCAUCUCAGUCACCAGUUCCAUGGCAAGGGAAGUGGUAAGAUGAAGACUGAGAAGCAUCUUAAGAAGAUUGAGGAUGAGAAGAAGAGGGAGGCGAUGAGUACGUUGGACAGUAGCCAGAACACAGGCAUGAAUAAUGCGAUGGGAGCUACUGCGAAGAAGAACCGCCAGGCCGGCGUGAGACUUGCGUAG